AUGCCACAAAAGGGGACAAGGAAGCUACCGACAAGAAGAGGCGUCCGUGAUCAUAGCAGCCAGCCCUCCUCGCUUGCCACUUCCCCAGAAGGGAUAUUGCUCCCCCUAGUUGUUGGUGGAUCACAGCCCGAUCUAAGAAUGGCCAGCGCUGCGAUGGCUGCCGACGUCACGAUGCACGAGGAAACUUUGCAGCAGAUGAAACAAGGGCAUGAACAAAUGGGUCAGCGAAUGCAAGAGUUAGAGAGGCGGUAUGCAGAGGUUGAGCGAAGGAUGGAGGAACAAAACCAGCAGAUAGCGGAAGAACGUCGACAGACUGCAGAGCGACACCAACAGCUGCUCGAGACAAUUGGACGGGUGCUGUCCAGCAACAUCUCUUCGAAUUCACAGGCAGUUAAUGACAACGAGCAACCAACUGCACCUCCACGGACGCUGACCCCCACUCCACAGCAGGCACAGACACAGGCUGAUACCCAUAAUGGCAUGAUGCUAGCUGAGUGCCCGACAAGCCCUUGCAGAAACUCGCAGCGGGUCACCAGUCCCAGUCCUCGCAGAAACUUGCAGCGGGUCACCAGUCCCAGUCCUCACAGAAGCUCGCGGCGGGUCACCAGUCCCAGUCCUCGCAGAAACUCGCAGCGGGUCACCAGUCCUAGCCCUCACAGAAUCUCGCAGCAAGUCACCAGUCCCAGCCCUCGGCCUCGACGCUACCAUAUCCAAGAGGGUGAAGGUACCAAUCUCCAGCUGUCUAGCAGGUCACCUGGACGACAACGGCAGGACAGCAGGUGCACUAUAGUCCGCCACAAUUCAAAUGUGGGUCAACGGCAGAUGCUUGGGCCAUGCUGUUGUAGGAAUGCAGAAGACCCAAGUACCCAAGCUGGAGGUUCUGGGGCCUCGUACCAAGAAACAAGAGGUGUCGAGCAACCCCACUGUUGGUCGAGAGCAGAGCAGCAGCCUGAGGAGAGAUACUGGUACAAUGACCUUCCAAGCCAAAGACCUUGUGGUCAAAACCCACCACAGCCGAUGCCACGUAGGAAUGUGAAUUCUGACCCUACACCACUGUUUCCUCAUGCUGAUGCUUGUUCAUGGCAUCCAGUAGGCCGUACCUCAUACCAGCCGUCAGCAAGUCCCGAGGUUCCCGUGCAGUACAUUUUCUCCAAGGCCAAGAUUCCAGAGUUUAGGGGAGAAGUCACCGCAGCAAAGUCCUUCCUCAAAAAUCAGGAGGUGGAAGGAUGGAUACGGGCCAUUGAGAACCUCGUAAAACCCCCUACUUCCAAGAUGUUUAUCCAGGCAGCCAGGACCAGCUGUAAAGGCCGUGCAGAGCGCAUCAUCAACUCUGCACUUUUUGAUCAUCUAAGAAGCUGGCAGGUGUUUUAG
Messenger RNA from Penaeus indicus, 1371 nucleotides. RefSeq names its product serine/arginine repetitive matrix protein 1-like. NCBI's taxonomy places the organism in Eukaryota, Metazoa, Arthropoda, Malacostraca, Decapoda, Penaeidae. The transcript has a single exon. The coding region runs from base 1 to 1371 and encodes 456 amino acids. The record is from RefSeq and is a predicted model, not a curated record.